AUGUCUGACUCCAAUUAUAUUCCUUUGAUUUUCAGAAAGCGGUCUCCUCGCGCCUGGACUUCCGAUUCGGGCAAAAUGGUAUUCAGCGGAAGUGAACACCGGCCUAUUGCCUAUGUUAACCCAGGCUUACCGCACCACCAUCGGGUCAAGUACAUGAACUUGAAACUCACGCCCACUGACCAAAGGGAGUUUGCGGUCAAACUUUCAGAUGCAAAGCGCAGGCUUGAUGAUGACCGCACCUGA
Messenger RNA from Rhizoctonia solani, 243 nucleotides. RefSeq lists its product as uncharacterized. NCBI's taxonomy places the organism in Eukaryota, Fungi, Basidiomycota, Agaricomycetes, Cantharellales, Ceratobasidiaceae. The record is from RefSeq and is a predicted model, not a curated record. Bases 1 to 243 code for a protein of 80 amino acids. The transcript has 2 exons.